Sitophilus oryzae (rice weevil) is the source of this 1272-nucleotide messenger RNA. It is a transcript of the gene cN-IIIB, whose product is annotated as 7-methylguanosine phosphate-specific 5'-nucleotidase. Gene Ontology annotation, cellular component: cytoplasm. The transcript has 8 exons. The record is from RefSeq and is a predicted model, not a curated record. Lineage: Eukaryota; Metazoa; Arthropoda; Insecta; Coleoptera; Curculionidae. The coding region runs from base 186 to 1082 and encodes 298 amino acids. Gene Ontology annotation, molecular function: 5'-nucleotidase activity; magnesium ion binding.
UUUUUCCUUUUAAAGCAAUAGAAUAUAAAUGAUUUUGAUCUUCAAAAUUUGGUGCAGUAUUGAGGUCAAUGCAACAGAAAAUAUCCUAGAUAUCUUUAAACGAAUUUUGUGCCAGUUCAUAAGUAAACACAAGUAAUCCCUACUUGAAAUCCUUAUUAUUCCUUACGCUGUUCCGAUACUUUUCCAUGACAAUGAGUAUUAUUCAAGAAAUAUCUGUUUUAACGAAGAACCACGUCAAAAUUAAGAACCCCGAUAGAGUGAACGAUAUUUUAAGUAACAUGAUCAAAGGCGGUGUGAGUAAGGUGCAAAUAGUCUCUGAUUUUGAUAGGACAAUCACCAAACAACAUCAGGAUGGCGUGCCACAUCUUAGCACUUUUGCUAUGUUUAGCAAGAUACCGUCGUCAGCAAACAAUGAAAACUAUCAGAAAACAGUCAGCGCAUUGAGAGCCAAGUAUUAUCCUAUUGAAAUUGAUCCACAUAUACCCCACGAAGAAAAAUUAAAACUGAUGGAAGAGUGGUGGGAACUUUCCGAAAAAGCUAUAAGGGGUCUCAAAGUAACUCCAGAAGAAAUUGAAGAUAUUUGUGUGAAGACACAACCUUCAUUAAGAGAAGGUACAAGGGAGUUUUUUAAAGAUCUGGCACAGGAAAACGUUCCCAUAGUUGUGUUUUCUGCAGGUUGUGGAGAUUUAGUCAUGUCAAUAUUGAAACAGUUUGAUGUAUAUUUACCAAAUGUAAAGAUUAUAUCAAACUUUCUGAAAUAUAACAGCGAAGGAAUAAUAGAGGGAUUUCAAGACAAAGUAAUUCAUGUUUUAAACAAAAACGAGUACGCAAUUAAAAAUAGUGAUUUUUACCAUGUUUUGGAGAAGAGAGACAAUGUGAUAGUCUUAGGAGACUCUCUAGGCGAUGCCUCCAUGGCGGAAGGUCUAGAUCAUCUCAAAAAUCUUUUAAAAAUUGGAUUUUUAUACGAUCAUAUUGAUCAGUAUUUGCCACUCUACUUAGACACUUUUGAUAUUGUUUUGAUUGAUGAUCAAACAAUGGACGUUCCUAAAGCAAUCUUUGAUUACAUUAAGGCUGCACAAUAAAUUUUUAAGAUAGAAGACAAGUACUUAAACCUUUCGCUCUCUUUUACGUUUUAAAUAUUAUUUAUUGACGAGUGUCGCAUUGGCAUAUUUUGUACACAACUUUUUUUAUAGUGUCAGUAAUUUUAACAUGUAAGAAAAAAAAAUAAAAUUGUUUGUUGAGUUUAUAUUGAUCUUUUUUGUUAUGUUUCGU